AUGGUGGGUAGACCUCCAAAGAAUCAAUUAAAAAAAUCUCAAGGUGACCUUUCUCCUUCCCUAUAUGACAAAUACACGGAUUUAAAACGCAAAUAUAAAGAAUUAAAAAAGAAAAAUGCGAAUCUAAACGAAGAAUGCGAGCGCGCAAUCAAAAAGAUUAAAAGGUGUAAGGACGAAAGAGAUUCUUUGCUGGGGCAAUUAGCAAAGUCUUCAAUUGAACCUGAGUCUAAGCAUGCAAGAGUAUCCAAGCCUAUUACCAAAUAUGAUAGUUCUUCUUCUAUUAUUCCUAAAAGUACUUCUUCAGCUCUUGUUAAUACAAAACACCGGUCCCUUGUAAGAAAUAUUGUAAAUGAUAUUCCAAUUAAAUCAAAAGUUUCAGCUCCAAAACGUGGUCAAGGCCGUGCUCCCGCUGCACCAAGAAAUAUGAAAGCUUAUCUUGUCCCUAAAGAUGAGAAUGGAAAUUUUAUUCUUCCUGUUGAAGUUGGCCUUCACACUGUAAUCAAACUUGGAAAAAUUGUUUAUGAUCGAGAUUCAUUUCAUAAUGAUCGAUAUAUUUAUCCUGUUGGCUAUGCUGUUAAAAGGCCAUAUCUCAGUAUGGUUGAUCCUGAUAAAAAUACAAUUUACACUUCUAGGAUAGAAGAUGGUGAAGAUGGGCCAAAGUUCAUCGUUGAAGCUGAAGAUCGUCCGAAUCAACCGAUCACUGCGUCGAGUGCAACUGGUGCCUGGACGCCUGUAAUUAAACAAGCUAAUAUCAUUCGUGAACGGAAGCAUUCUAAUGCUGCGUCUGGUCCUGAUUAUUUUGGUUUAUCUCAACCUACUAUUCGAAAGAUGAUACAAGAAUUACCAAAUGCUGACCAUUGUAAAAAUUAUAUAAUGCAAGUAUUUGAAUUGCAUGUUCCAAAUGGUGCCGGUAAACAUAGUAAAAAAAGGUUUUCAAAAAAGUAUGAUCUGGAAUCGUGUGAUAUGGAAGCAUUUUCGUAA
Messenger RNA from Dentiscutata erythropus, 981 nucleotides. NCBI's taxonomy places the organism in Eukaryota, Fungi, Glomeromycota, Glomeromycetes, Diversisporales, Gigasporaceae. The record is from the annotation of a GenBank genome assembly.